GCCCCCGCCUGCCUGGUGCGGGCGGGGCCCCGGAUUUAAAUGUCGCGGCGGGCCCGGCGGUCGGAGGGGCAGGGCGGGCCUCUGUGUCGUGUCCCUGUCCCGUAGGCGGCGGCGGCGGCGGCGCGGGGUGGCGGGCUCUCGGGGCCGGCGGGCGGCACCAUGUCCCCGGGCAGCGGGGUGAAGAGCGAGUACAUGAAGCGCUACCGGGAGCCGCGCUGGGACGAGUACGCGGCGUGCUACCGCGAGCUGCUGCACUACCGCCUGGGCCGCCGGCUGCUGGAGCAGGCGCACGCGCCCUGGCUUUGGGACGACUGGGGCCCGGGCGGCAACUCGGACGACUCGGCGUCGUCGGGCGCCGGGAGCCCCACGCCCCAGUGCGCCCGGGCCUCGCCGCCACCGCCACCACCACCGCCACCGCCACCGCCUGCUGAGGCUGCUGCGCGGCAGGGGCCGGCCGCCGGGGCCGCGAAGGCCGGGGACGCGGAGGCCGGGGACGCCGAGGUCCAAGACGCCGGGGUCCGAGACGCGGAGGCCCGGGACGCGGAGGACACGUCCGUGCCAGCAUCGCCAGUCAAAGACGUAAAUGAAAAACCUGAACGAGAGAUCAGGACAAAAGAGACUGACAGGCCACCCAGCGGCCCGAAGCCUCGACAACAACCCAGUGCCUUGUUUGCCCGAGGAACUAGGAAGGCGGUGAAAAGCCCCCAGCGGUCGUCGAGUCGAGUGAAAGAAAAGAAGCACCCGUUUGCCCUGUACGGCUGGGGGGAGAAGCAGACGGACACGGGAAGCCAGAAGACGCACAACGUCUGCGCUUCGGCCCCCGUGCACGAGAUCCACGAGUCAGCGCUGCGGGCCAAGAACAGAAGACAGGUGGAGAGAAGGAAACUGCUGGCCCAGAGGCAGCGGGCACACUCUGUGGACGUGGAGAAGAGCCGGAGGGUGAAGCCUUCCUCCUCGGAGGACCCGUGGGUGACGGAGUACAUGAGGUGCUACUCGGCCCGCGCCUGAGGGGGGGCGGGCGCCUCUGAGCGGUGUAAAUAAAAGAAAGAACAACCGGACAAAACAAAAACAUCGAAAGGAACCAGGUUUCAGAGACCAGUGGAUUGUGCGAGAUUCUUCUUAGGGAAUUGCCGAAAGAUCUUUCUCUCUUGAGGAGCCCUGGUCCCCUACCUCCACAGUCGGGUGACAGCUGAAGCCAUAGACAUCGGGUUAUUUAUGAAGAUAAUUCCCUAAAUCUUUGAUAUUCUUGUAAGGGGUUUUGUUUUAGAGCAUCUUAAUCUUUUAAGAUACCGACACCGAAUGCCUUUAAAUGGCUAUGGAUGCUUAACACUCAGUAGGUUUUUCACAAGUUUAGGCGGAGCUGGUUUUGUCCUGCCCCGAGGAACUGUCCGAUUGUGCAGCCGGCGGGUUCGUUCCAACAUCAGCAUAAGACUCAGUUUCCUUCCGUGUGGCUUUGCAAAAGAGCGUCACGUCGAACGUGAGUUUCGGCACUCACAGUGAUGCCCUGCAUAGUGAAACUAGAACCUGGGUAGUUUCUGAGCAAUUAACCUUAAUUGUAUUUCAGUUCAGCGCUUCACACAGACUGCGAUACUGAAGAAUUAUCUGGGCUGGGUGGGGGUUUUCUUUUCUCUCUCAAUCAUCAUCUAGAUCCUAGGCACUUAUUAUUUAAUAGUUUACUAGUUCAAGUGCAUUCCAGAAAAGAGGGCCCAGCGCAGUGUGUCCUGAGGAGUACUGAAGUCUCUUUUGCGUCAAAGAUGGCCGUGGCACUUUUUAAUGGCGUUUAGAGCACAUAACCAGGGGUGGGUUGCCGGCCGCUGGCACACACCCACUCGGGCUUUUGUCUCGUCUGUUACAGUCAGCAGUGAUAGUUAGAACUUCUGUGAAAUUCUAUUUAAUGAAACUGAGGUUGUCUGGCUUGCUCUCGGGGAGGAGGGACAGCCAGGUGUCCAUCAGAGACGUGGCCCACCCUGCUCCCUCCACUCUUUCCUCCCCAGAACUCACUGAUAGCAGCCUCGAUAAUGUACAUACAUACUCACUUCUGGUGGAAAUACAUUCCUACUGGCAGGUCUUGUACAGAACUUCGCCUGAGAGGACGGUUGGGCGCGGGUCCAGAUGUAAGGGUGUGUGUGUGUGGAUGACGUGCGCCUUCUCCUUAGCAAAUAAAUUUGCUUUGGGGACAGAAAAGUGAUUUGAAGAAGCUCUGGUUUCCAUCCAAAGGAGACGGACUUGGCAGGAUGGAUGAGUGCGCUCGAGUCUUUGGGAGAGAGAAGAAAGAUACUUUGCCAACUUAGCACCCGGAGGUGUGGGAGUGAGAGUUUGGUGUUUGAUGUGCGUGUGAGUGUUUCCCUGAUAUUUGUACUUCGGGUCUUGGAAGUAUUAUGAUCACUUUUUAGGACACACAUAUGUUUUAGUCCACACAAAAUCUUCACAUAAUGUCAACUCACAACUGUAGCAAGCUGUGAAAAACCAUCCUGAAGAAUCAUGAGCUUUAAAAAAAAAAAGACUUCAAAAAUAUUUUGCAUCGUUUUGAGGUGAGUGAAUUCGGGUGACUUUUGCUGUUUUAUUAAAGUCCUCGAACGCUGCAAGGCCCUUAGAGGUCACAUGAAUGUGGUGGUUGCGCAGUGCAGCUGGCUGUGGAUACUGCCCUUUCAGACCACUCCCUGCGUGCUGGGGGUCCGCCGUUCUGCUCAAGCCUCUGUGUCGCACCGGGCAAUCUUAGGGAAGGGAACCCAGCAGGCAAUGCAGGCCCCCGUGGACAGACUGCCUUAGACACCCAGCUUCCUCUAGGCUUGGAACAGGCCAGCCUCUCUCCUUCAGAAAACAGGCUCGUAUGUAAAGAGCUUCCUUGUGAAAACUCCAGGGGGAGACCUGGAACAACCCAGGAGGCGAUGUUGGCCAUGCCUCCCCUUUUUAAACAGAGGACAAAUGACCAAGGUUUUUAAAGUACUUUUAAUGUGCAUGAACGAUGAAUAACUCAUGAAUGAAUUGUGACUUCCCUUCCUAUGUCUUAGUUAAGUCAUUAGGUUAGGGUUUCUUUUCUUUUUUUUUUCUCUGUAGGGGUACAAGUUAACUUUUGAGCCUGUGAAAUAUUUCAAGUUGUAACAAUUUGAUGGACUAGCAACUAAUGUGGUUGUAAUCAUGUUUCUAAUUCUUGGGACACCUUGCAAGACAGCAAGAUAGUUUAAAAUUACCUUUCAUGUUGAAAAGUGUCAAACUGCUUGAGAAUCCAGUGGUGUUUAAAAUAUGGAAUAAAAUAAUUGCUCCACAGACUCUCUUUUUAAAAUGUUGGUUUUAAGCUUUUAAUUAAAACAGUUUCCAUAAACAUGUUUCUCUGUUACUUUUAUUAAGAGAAGUAAUAGAAUACUGAAUGACAUUCACAACUGCUGGACCCAGGUGAAGGAGAAGUAAAUAGGAAUUAAAUUCUUUCUUUUAAUUUUUGUUUAAAAUGUAAAAGACUGCUGUUACUUAACUUGGUACCUCUGGCUAUAUGUAUACCAGCCCUCCCCAUAAAAUUUCUAAGCACAUAUCAACAUUUUGUAAGUUAACUGAAGUUAUAAUAAGGUAUAGGUUAUCUUAAUUGCUCAUCUUGCUGUCAGCAUUUAUUUAUGCCACUUCAUAUGUAACAGUUUUAUCAUUUUUAUGCUAGGAGACUCAGCUAACUAAAUUGCAUAGAACAGCCAGUUGAGUUAUUGGAAAUCAUACAGCCAGAGUAUUGCACAAUUUGCAGGUUAAAAAUCUUUAGUGUAUUCCCCUCCUCCUGUAAGUUGAUAAUGUUGUCCUGGGUAGAAAUUUCAAACACGGGAUGUUACAGGACUUGAUAUUUAAAAUAUUCAGAAGUAUAUUGGCAAAAAGGGAGUGAGGUGAAGCACAUGUUAGAAGUAAAAACUUGUUACUACUUCGGUCAAAAAUUGUUUAGUGGAGAAUUUGACAUUCCACUGGAUUAGACUGAAAAUGGUGCUAAUAUUUCUAAAGCCUGAUUCUGCAUUGGCUUGUCAUCGAACUGCGAAUGCCUGACUCCCACGGUCCUUAUUAUCGUGUCGUGAUCUGUUGAAUAAUUUAAAAGUGAUCUGAAAAGCCUGACUGGGUCAUUCCCAGACACUUGAGAUUGGAGUGGAGGUUUGUGCAGUAGUUGGAAUAGGGAGUCCUUUGGCAUGCGUGUACGCUCAAUCCCAAAUCCGGUGCCGGGAGCCGUGUCUAGAUUUGGGCUCCGGUUUGUCCUUUCCAAGCCUGCUCGUCUGAGUGGGAACAGCUGCACCCUAGUGCUUGUUUCCAUUUUGAAAGUCAGGACGCCCGAAUGAAGACCUGCGAAGCUUCUUUUUGGACUUAAAAAAAUAAUUAGCGACGUUCCCCAUGUUAGAAGUUCAUUCUGAGUGUUCCAUGCACUUGAACAUUCCAAAGGAGCAAAGCGUGGGCAAUCCCAAAGCUCAGCAGUGGGAAUUUUAGCUUGUAUUUGAUAAGAACCGUGUAUUGCUUUUUGCUUAUAUUUAAUGUUGCAGUUACUUUAAAAAAUGUGAAUAAACUUAGUUGGUAUUA
Phyllostomus discolor (pale spear-nosed bat) is the source of this 4533-nucleotide messenger RNA. RefSeq names its product centriole, cilia and spindle associated protein (gene CCSAP). The transcript has 3 exons. Gene Ontology annotation, biological process: regulation of mitotic spindle assembly. The record is from RefSeq and is a predicted model, not a curated record. Gene Ontology annotation, molecular function: microtubule binding. Gene Ontology annotation, cellular component: ciliary transition zone; ciliary basal body; spindle. Lineage: Eukaryota; Metazoa; Chordata; Mammalia; Chiroptera; Phyllostomidae. The coding region runs from base 160 to 1008 and encodes 282 amino acids.